GGUGGGGGGAUGCGUGGAAGACGUUCAUUGGCCAGCUAGAAAGCAGCCCUGGUGCACUGGGAUAAUGACAGAAACAAGUCGCCAGUGCUUAGAUCUGCGGUAACUUUGAGCGCGAUCAUGAGAGGUGAUGGGCAGCCCUUCAGCCUCGCGUUUCGAGGGUUGGUUCCCUGCUUCAGGCAGCGUGGGCCAGUGGCUAGCGCAGAGGACGGGGGAUCCAGAGUUCUGGGCCCAGCUCUGCUGUGUGACCCUUGGGAAAUCGGUGACUUUCCCUGUGCCUGGUUUCCCCACCUCUAACCCAGGCCCCGUCUUUUGGGUAAAGUGCUUGUGCUCUUGCUGCGACAGUGAUACCUGUGGCUGGUUAUGAAUCUGCACAGCCAGGGGACAGAGGGCUCCCGUGCACCUUGGCUGGCGUUCUGGUGCUGGAGGCCCUGAAGAGGGUGGAUCAAAUUCGCACCUGCUUUUUCCAAAAGUCUGUCUCUGGGGGAUCACUGAACGCUCUGGAACUGCCGCCCGUACACCCAGGCUGCGUUUGGCCCCUUGGCUCCUGCUCUUUUAAACGAAGCAAAGAACGAAGAAGCCCUGAGCCUGUGAAACGAACCAGCCAGCAACUCGGCGAGGAAGCCGGUUCCACCGCACCUGGCAGCGAAUCUCUCUUGCGUGAACCCCUGCCCGUGGCGUGUGCUCGCCGUGGCCGCACUGACGCUCCGGCGCCUUUCUGCCCACCUCCCACGCCUGGCUGGUGUUGACGAUGGCGAGAGGCAGCUCGCAAAUAGCCGUCCCCUAAAGGGUGUGAAGCCCUGGGGUGCGGGGAGCAGCAGCAUCAGACCUUUCUCAUUAAUCAUUUAGUAAAACAGAGCCUGUGUAAGUGGGGGGUGGUCGCACUAUUGGGGGGGACUUUGCUGGCUUAUGCACUGUCCCGGUGAAGUGGGACGGCAAAAGGAUCUGAGUCCUCGCUCCCACUUCCUUUACCCAGAGCCCUGCCUGACCUCAGGGCUCCCCUUCCACUCUCCUGUGGCAGAGUCCUCGGAACCCCAACAAGGCUGGCAGCUGGCCACCCAAACACCCCCACUGAGCCUUAGCGAGGGGCCAGCAGUCCACUUCCACCUGCACUGCCCCUGCCGGCUGGGAGCACCGAGCCUGCCUGGCCCGGGCUCACCAAAGGGCCUUAAAAGCAGCGGUGACGGCCACUUGCGAGUCCCACCUACUGCAGAUGGGGCCCCACCCUUCCCCCGCCGACAGAGGGGUAACCCCGGGGCCAGGGACUGCGCACGAGUCCAGUGCAUCCUGCAGUUCUCCGGCCCCUGGUGCUCCUGCUGCAAGGCGGCGUAAACCGCACAUGCCUCCAGCAGGAUUCUGAUCCCCCGGCCCAGGCCCUCUCCAGCUGGGAGCGGGACCCAGUUACAUGGAGGCAGAGGAAAGUUGCCCUGGGCUUUGCUUGGGGGGGUAGAGAAGGGUGCAAGGGAUUCUUCCAGAUCCGGGCAGGCACCUGGCAUCCACAGGCCGCAGCAUCCCUUUUUGCCCCGGUAUUUGUCUCCAGCAGGGUCACCACCUUUUCGGGGUGGAGGGGAGGAAGGCUGCCACCCCCACGGGGGAGGGGGAUUUCUCCAGGAGUAGGUGGGUUUCUGUGCCCCAGACAGUUCUUGCUCUGCUGAGCCUGAGUGUACCGGCCGGCCGGUAAGCACCGACUGGCCUGUCUGCUAAAGCAGCCCUAUUUCCACGGGAUCUGAGCAGCUCCCCCCACGAGGUACUGGGAGAGGUGACAGCCCUGCCUUGCACCCUAAUCCCCCAGCCUUCCCGGACAGGGUCAUCGUAUUCCUGGGCUGGGCCUGGCGUGUAUUUACAGCCAUUACGGACCACGGGUUUGCUUUCUGCUAGGAAGGAAACAGACCCGCUUUCAUUGCCCAGUAACCCCAAGCGAUGCAGAGAAGAGCCUCCUUUUUAGCAAGGCUGCGUCCCCCCCUUGCUUAAGGCUGUGAGCCCUGGUGAAGGGGGGAUCUCACAUGAUCGGGGCUUAUGACUUGCUUUUUUCUUAAAUUUAGAACACACUGAACGUCCCACUCACUCUUCUUCAGAGCCGUUUCCUUGCAGGAGAAAAGGAUCUGCUGCCCCUUCAAGAGACUUGUGCUGCUGUUCCUCUGGGUUUAAUUAAUAUGGAUGUUUGGCACCAAAUCUGCUGCUGCUCCUGUGCACAAGAAGAGCCAGAGAACAAUCCACUCCUCAGGUAUUUAUUAAUGUCGUUAGGGUAGUGAGACUGGCGCCCUGUUGGGUGAGGCACUGCACGAAGUGCGAGGCCGUCCCUUCGCUGUAGAAUGGGAUGCAAAAGGAAGCAUUAUUCGCCUCAGUUUAAAGUUGGGGAAACCGAGGCACGGAGCAAGGCCACGACAUGCGGUAUGUGUGGCUGAGCUCUGAGUGGAACUGAGUCCCAGGUCAGUGCUUUAAACCGUGUCCCUCCUUCCCCUCUGUUCCACAUCGGAGUGAAUUCCGUGUUUGUGUCCAGUGCUAUGGUAGCAGCCAUGGGAAGCAAAAUCCUUUGUCUUCACAGCAGGGUGAAUCAGCUACAGUCCACCCUUAACCCCAGCGCUGGGCUCUUAAAAAUCCCAUAUUGCUUUUCACAAGAGCAGAGAACUUUAGCCCAAGUUUUCUGGCUAAUCACAUUCUGUUUCACUUCCUGCCGUCGAGGCGUUCUCCCACGCGUGCCUGUGCUCAGCUGCUUGGAACAGCAUCCCUGCACGCUGGUCAGCAGCCGCCACGUUCCGCAGUGGGGUCAGCUGCAUUUCUGUGCCGUGAUCCCGGCACCAUGGCAGGCGUUCAUACAAGGCUGGAGAAAGAUGGGCUCAUGGCUGCAGGGCAGAUGCCUCUGAACCCCGCUUCCAAAUUGCCUUUGUUCCCCUUUCCUCUACAAGGAUGGGGGCUUCUUUGGUGGGGGGCUGAUGGGGACAGAGAGGGGCUCUCCAGCCAGGUCCUACAACCACUAGAUCGGGAUUUGCAGAAGGAGCGUUUCCACGGCUGCUACCAGUGAGCUGGGAUCUUCCUCCCCAGUCAAUGUUCCUAGAGCCCCCCCGACGCAUUCCCCACAAAGAUCUAAAGGGGAGGGCUGAAAUGCCCCUUUAAAAACAAACCCACCCGGCACCUGGGCAAGGAAGCCUUGGUCUGAAACUUCCCUGCUGCCCAUUUUGGUACCCGCCUCCCCCCACUCACCCCUUGCCCGUGACUGCGAGAUUCCUGCUGGCUCGACUGCCUCUUGCAGGUGGGGGCAUGAGCUCCCUUUCCCGGUUACCUGCCAGGACCCUGCAUUCUCCACCAGGCCGCAUGAGCCUGUGGGGGGCUUGAGGGGGUCCCCUUCCCCUGGAGCCACUGGCUCUGGGCUACCACUGGAGGAGGAUAUUGGAUGAGCAAUUGUUACAACCUGCAACAGCAGCUCCUCAGCACCCACCUGGCUUCCCCCACCCCCAGCCCUGCAGCGAGGGGCUUGGGAAGGGAGGGAUCCAUGACUGCUGUGUUGGGGGCCACCCCGAGGUGCCUGGGCAAAGCUGCCCCACUGCUUAGGAAAGUGGCCCCAUUUGCAUGGCAGUGUCUGGCCGAGCCAGCCAGUGCUGCCUGGGUGCCAGGCUGGGGCCAUGCCCCGCGCUCUCUCGCCCGGGCCCGCUCUCCUCUCGUUGCAGUGAGAUGCUCCGGUACUUCGAUCAGCUGGGGAAACGCAAACGGGCCCAGGCCACCAACCUGUGGAACGAGCCCGCGGACGACACCCACAUGGAGCGCGACGACGACCGCGAACUCUACAACCUGCUGCAGAAACGGGCCAGGCUGCGCCGGGGCUCGGAGGGCUACCGACGCCUGAGCUUCGACAUCAGCGCCCACCGCCAGAUCCGCCGCGAGGUGAAGGACCGAUGGAGGCAGAUCCUAGAGGUCCUGGGGUUCAGCGCCGAGGCAGACAGCUUGCUCGACAUCACCUCCACGGCCUCCUACAGCUCCCUGCGCCAGCCCCUGCAGGCCCGCCAGCUCCUCACCGCCCUGGCCGAGCAGACCAGCCUCUUCGACCGCCACUGCAGCCUGCCCGAGCGAUACCUCUUCGUCCUGGACCGGCUGCUCAUCCUGGACGCUGGCGAUGACUUCCUCUCCGCCGCCCGGCGCUACUACCCCCUGGAGGCCGAGGAGGGGCCCCCCAGCGAGGAGGAGCCCCCCAGCCCGGAGGCCGUGCUGGUGACGCUGAGCCCAGCGCCCCAAGGCGGGGAAGAGGAGACGGCUGCAGUGCUGGAUGAAGAGUCCUUGUUGGUCAAGCUGAUUGAGUGAGGCCUGCCCUCGGGGGCAGCCGGGUUAGGCUGAGCGCUGUCCCGGUGGGUCCUGCUGCUGCUGCUGGUGGGCACGGUGCUGAGCAGGGGGUCACGGCCCCCCCUCACUGCGCUGGGGCCUGUUGGCCGCCUGAAUCUGCUGGGUGCCCCCCUCUGCUGCCCUCUUACCCACCUGCAAAACCCCCUCCCCUCCCGCUGCCUGGCCUGCCUAGCCCCCACCCUUCCCCGGCUGGGCUUGGGGCCACCUGGCCCUUCCUGCAUUGUUGAGGGGGGGGGGGAGACAAGGCGCCGUCCUGUUGGGAAUGAGGGUCUGGCGGUGCCUGUCGUCUGGAACAGGCUGGGAUGUGCCUGCUCAGCCGGUGGAGUUGCUCCUGCCUGCUGUCCUCACUCCCAUGCAGCCACCUCUGGGGUGGAACGCAGCGGCUGCUUACUAGCAAUGCUACUCCCCGGUUACGGGGGAGUCCUAGACCACGUCUGUCAGUGAGGGCAUCUGCAAACCAUUCGGCUUUUCUACGAGCCUUGGCCCUGGGCUGCAGUGAUUCAUGCUGGGAUACCUGGGAGCUGGGCUGGAGACUUACAGCGGGAGGGGUCCCUGCAGCUCGGCCUGUUGCUGUUCAUCCUUUCCUGGGCGGGCUGGUUGUGUGUGAAUGUUCCCUGCCAAAGCCAGUUGGUGUGGGGGGGGGGAGGCGCCCCCCAUGGCUCACUGGUGUAUUGACAAUGGACCGAACCUGGGGGGAGGUGCUGUCAUUCUAGUGUAAUGAAGGUCAGUCACAGAAGCAGGGUGUGGGGGGUUGUGGAGCAGUUCACCCCCCCCCCUCCAUCUUUUAUCAUCGACUUCCCUGCAGUGGGUUUCUGCCUCAAUUUCUCAGCAUGGUUCGUAGAUGGAGAGAGACGUCUCUCAUCGAGCUGGCAGGGAGCCUGGAAGGUCAGCGAGUCCAGCCCCCUGCCUUCACUAGCAGGACCAAUUUUUGCCCCAGAUCCCUAAGUGGCCUCCUCAAGGAUUGAACUCACAACCCUGGGUUUAGGAGGCCAAUGCUCAAACCACUGAGCUGUUCCCCCCCCUCCCCCUUCAGAGAAAUGAUGUGGCUUUUCUGACACCAAUCCAAUCCCCCACUCCCUGCCACAACCCGGCUCCAGCCCCCCCCCCCCAUUCCAGACCUGAGCCGUGCAGCAUUGCAGCACACCCCGCAACACGGAGCUGCAGCCGUCCACCUGUUGGUUUAUUUCAGCCACCUGGUGUGUGUACGUACAGUGCCUGGCAUGGCGGUUGGGGGGGGGGGGGCUGAGACUGGGUGUGGGGUGUGUGUGUGUUAGGGUGACCAGACAGCAACUGUGAAAAAUCAGCACGGGGAGUGGGAGGUAAUAGGAGCCUAUAUAAGACAAAGACCAAAAAUUGGGACUGUCCCUAUAAAAUCAGGACAUUUGGUCACCCUAGUGUGUGUAUGUCCAGUGCCUGGCACGGGAGGGAGGGCCCUGAUCCCUGACCAGUGCCUCUGGCCCUUACCCCGGUUCUAGCUAAUGACUCAGUAGAGCGGGGGAUGAAGACGGUGCCGUUCCCCUUCCCCUGCAGCCCAGCACGGGGCAGCAGAGGGGCGGCUGUGGCCGGCGUUGCUGCUGCAGGGCUGGCUCAUGUGUCACCCCCAAGCUGGGGGAUUUAGGAGGCGUCUAGCUUUGUGCUAGUUCAAAGCGCACACGCACCCUGGCUUUGGCAGCGGGCCCCGGGAAGCAGUGAACAAGUCUCUGAUUAGGCUGUUUACCCGACCCCUCCCUGUCCAUCUUCCUCCCUUCGCUGCCCGGGCGCCCAGGCCAGGCUGGAGCUUUGCGUGGGGCGCCAGCAGCGGCGGGGGGGUGGAGAAGAGGCGUGAGGGCAGAUUGCCUUCGAGGGCUCGUCUGUUUCAGCGGCAGGGAGUGGGUGCUGGCGGCCAGCUGGCCAGUCCAAAGGGCAAGCACGCGGUGUCCCCGGGCUGGGGAAAGGUCAGCCACGCUCUAUGCGCCAGGCUGGGAUUAGAGGCCGCCUCUUGGGGCCGGGUUCCAGCCUCUGGGGCGCAAAGGGACAGGGGGAGCUUUGCUGCCUGGCAGGGCACCUGUGGCAUCAAGAGGAGACGAACGAGGCAGAGGCUGGGAUCAGGACAGGCUGAGGGGGGCUCCCUGAUCUUAGGUGUAAUGGUGUAACUUCUGCCCUGACCCCCGUGCUCCUGUCCCCUUCCCCAGCCCAGAGUCAACGUGACUCUGUAUGACCGGGUCAAGCAUCCCUAAAAGGGCUGGGAAGGCACAUUGGUGGGGGGGGCAUCUCCUGGGGGGAAUGGGUGUUACAUGCAGAAGGGGCUCUUACAACCCCUUGCCUGGGCACUGGGAUUACAGCUCCAGCUUCUGGAGUCAGGGGCUGAGAGUUUGGCUUUAAAAUAAAAAAGACAGAGAGAAAACAUAUUGCUAGUCCUCAAGGAUGCAAAGAAAAAGUUUGAAAAUGUGACCUGGGGUUGGGGGUAUCACCACUGCCUGCCUGAGUCUGCAGAGAGCCUAAAACAACAGCGCCAAGAGGGGUGAAAUUGGCCCAUUCAUCUUAACGCUGACAGCUGCCGUCACCCCGUGGAGGGGCAGGGCCGUGGCCCGCAGGUGGGACGAUGGGGCACAAGGUGGAUUGAGUCCAGUGCCCCAUAUUGCCUUGGUUCGGCUACGGUGGCUGUUGGGCUGUCAGUACUCACAGCCAUGGCCCCUGGGCUGUGGGGGUGGGGUGGAUGGGGCCGGAGCCACUGCUCUGGGGUAGCCCUUAGCCAGCAGCAAUGGCAGCCACGUGGCUAUCUGCGCCCCUAGAGCACAAGCCAUUGGCGGCUUUGCCAGUGGGCUACUGCAGCUGUGGGCACUCGGCCCUGCUUGGGCCCAGGGAUCAUGACAUUGCAGCGGGGGGAUCAGGGUCCCGCUGUCCAGGCGCUGACAGGCUGCUGUCUGCUUAGUCACAUCAGGGUGGUGGUGGGAGGGGGGAAUAGCUGAACAUCCCCCCCCCCCCACCAAACAUGGGAGCAGGCGGGACGUAAUGAGGCCCCACAGCCAGCGUUGCCUUCAGGCAGGGCACAGAGCUCGUCUAUCCUGGGAGUGGAAAAAUCAGCGGGUGGGCCGAGCCCGCGGUGCAUUGCGACCCCAAUCACAGCGGCAACAGCUGCUCUGCCCUGUCCCCGCUUUCCCAAGCUCCCCCUACUGCACCCCAGCAUGGACAGACCCUGCACCCCCCCGCCCGCGCUGGGUUAGCUGUUCGAGCCCACAGUGCCCCAGUUCAGCUGUGAUCUGCGAGGGGAGGGCUGAACCCCCCCCCCCACUAAUCACAUAGGCCUCUGUGUUGGUAGGGGGUCAGGAAUGCAACCGGGCAUGGGGCAGCGCGCACAGCGGCUAAGCCAGAGUCCUCGCUGUUUCGGGCCAGCUGCUCCCAGGGUCAGGUGCGGUUGUUAACUGCGUGCCAGGCGUUCCUAGCUAAUCCCAGCGGUUCUGAUGGGCCCCUCCCCGAGGCAGCAGCGUGUCAGGUGCUGGGAAGGAGGCCAACUCCAUUCACCAACCUCGCUGGAGGGCGGGGGCCCAGCGGGGCCAUUAGCCGGCCUGCGGCUAAGCGAGGGACCGGACGGCCUGUAUGACAAGAGGCACAGUUGUGGGUGCCCUCGGAAGUUCAUAUGUACUUAGUGAAAAACGCAGGGUCAGUCAGACCCCUUGGUUUUAACGUUUAUUUUUACGCAAUUAAAAAAUAAAGCCCUAUUUAUGUGUUUGCUCUGUCUAAGAAUAUUCAAGCAUUUAAAACAUUCAGAGUCAGAAAUGUAAAAGACUAGAGCAUAAUGUGAAAGUGCCGUGUAAUGCCAAAACUGGUCAUAAACGAAAGUUGCUGCCUUCCUGGCGAAUGGUGUCUGAAUUCUGCCACAAAGACAGCCCGGGUCAGUCUUGAAGUCAAAUCACUUUCCUGUACAGGCGAAUUAGGUUUCUCUCUGUCCUGGGUCAUGCUUGUCCUUUGGUGUGCAAAGGAAUUCUCACACCUUGCAGACGCUGCUCCAAACAAGACCCCCGUAGACAUUUUGUGGGCACAGAGCUCCGUCCUGGAUGUCAGAUGCUCCAGGCCAGUGUGGCAGCACCACACCCCUGCUCAGAUUUGGGUGGUCUGGAUGCUAAGUGGGUGGGCCGUGGCUCCGCCCCUGCCUGAAGGACAGCCAUUUCCAUUUUCACCUGCUCAAUCUCUAAUCCAAGCAAGCCAGUCAAAGCACACAGAGAUUCCAGUCUCAGGGAGUCUGGAGCGCCGGUGGAGUGGAAUACAUUGCCGACAAGGUUUUGUGUGUCAGGUAUUUGCUUGUUUAAUUUCUCUUAUCAAGGCAUUUUGUACACUGCCUGACAUAAGACUGGCGCCAUCAAAGCAAGAACAUCAAGUGUUUUUCGGGUCACGACCCAGUUCAUGGAGGUCUUUCAAAAUGUGUUGUGUAAUAGCUUCAGCAGUGAGGCCAUGCACUUGGGCUACUCCACGAAGGGCUUUGCCACCCACAGAGUAGCAUCAAACAGUGGAUGCAUUUUCUACAUUCACAGCAUCCCUUGUCGUGUCAUAUUUUAAGCAGAACAACUUGACAUAACUGUCAAGGUUUUUAAAUACUACCUGUUUCUUUCCACUUGUGAGGGUGACACCAAAGCAGCCAUUGUGGCACCUGAAAAAGGAAGUUGUGAUCAAAUAAAUAUAAAAAUCAAAUUCAUAAUUGUGGAAUGUUCCCGAGCAAAUGAACACACUGAAAUAAUAAACUCGGGGCAUUUUUUGUAUGCUGGAUCUUACAAUCAAGUUGUGGAGCUUUCCUCAAGCACGAAGAUUGAACGUUUGUAGGUGCUGAUGAAGGGCCAGUUUUCAAAAGGCUGGUUUGGUGUUUUGUCCUCUGGGCCUGGUGAUUCAUAGUUAAAAAUUCCUCCUUUCUUAGUUAGGGUUUUCUUUUCACUUUCAAGUUGUUUCAGUGUUUUCCCAGUAACUUUAGUGGUUCCCCAGUGUCUGUUCCUAGGUUGUACAAUGCUACUUGGAGCUAGACGUUGCCUGUUGGGGACCCAGUCCCUCCCCGUCCCUGAUUGCUUCUCCUCCCUGUCCUAGUGGAGCUUAGCCGCACAAAUUAUGAGCAGUUGUAUAUACACAACUACAUCAAUUCAUAACCACAGUUUGUAGCCAGAGCUUAUAAUGACCCUCAGGUUUAGAACAGUCCAAGCUUUCAUAAGAAAUCCUGCUCAACA
Molecule: messenger RNA, 9515 nt
Organism: Mauremys mutica (yellowpond turtle)
Lineage: Eukaryota; Metazoa; Chordata; Testudines; Geoemydidae
Product: melanoregulin-like
Exons: 4
Coding region: 3565-4290 (241 amino acids)
Biological process (GO): melanosome transport
Cellular component (GO): melanosome
Source: RefSeq, a predicted model, not a curated record